AGGUCUGAGAGAGGCAGCAGGUCUGACUGCAACUGUCUGCGCUCAAGUCGCUGUCCCACUCACGCAGCAAGCAUCGCUUGGGUGGGAAGAAUGGCUCCGUGGUACUGGGCCACGCUCCCCUUCAUCCUCAGUCUGUCUCUGGCUCUGGCCCAAAGCGGAGGAGGAGAUGAAGAUCCCUUUGAAUUAUGCUAUUCCAGCAUAAGGAUAAAUCAAGUGAAUUUCACCUGUCAGCUGGAGGAUGACCUGGUUGGAGAGGUGACCUUUGCAGAGAUUUGCCCCACCUACAGUGAUACUGAGAACUGCAGCACCAUAAACAAAACGAGGGAAAAAAACAUCAUAUUCAGGAAUCUUUGUGUCUUAUCCACAUAUACGCUGAAAGUCCAUUUUAAAACAAGGGAACCAUUUACAAGCGAAUACCUGAUGACAGAAAUAAUAAAGCCUAACCCACCAAGGAUUUCCAGUGCAACAUUUCUGAGCCAAAGCAAUCACGCCAUCAUAGCCAUCGAAAGCGGGUACUCUGGCGACUACCUCGACAAAAAAAUGAAUAUCAGCAUCCGGAUCACGGACAGGAGUACAGUAAAAAAAUACGUCAUACUCCAGGACAAAUUAAUCAUCGAGGGAGUGCACCUAAGAGAGAAUAUGAUAUAUCACGUUCAGGCCAGAAUGAUACCCAGUGGCGAUUAUUUCCGCGGCUUUUGGAGCGACUGGAGCCCUUCCAGUCAAUUCCAAACACCCAAAGAGAUUGACAGCCAUCGAUCGCAUCGCCCUAAACCUAGCCUGUUGGUCUACGUGGUCAUCUUUGUGCCGCUCAUCUUGCUCAUGAUACUUGUUCUCGGGGUUCUCCGAUGGCACAAGGAGAUAAGAUCAGUCGUUUGGCCAAGCAUUCCAAACCCCAAAAACACUUUGGUUCAAGGGUACAAGCCAAAAAAGGGUCCACCUGUUAGCUUCAAUCCUGAGGCCUUCAUUGACAACAACAUCCACCUGAUUGACCGGGUCGAGGACACACGUGCCGUACCCGACAUUUUGGAAAGAUUGGGCGGCUGUGAGUUCAGAGGUCACGGCAGUUCUGAGAGGUAUCCGGAGGCGGUCCCGAGGAGCUCUAAUAGCAGUGUAGGAGAAUCUCAGCCUAUGCUCCAGAGCAAGAGCAGAGGAGACAAGGAGGGGCUUGAAGGGGACAAGCUCUCACACAGUCUAGGAAUUCCAGGAACUCCAGGCUCAUCGGGCAGAUCGAGUGGUGACGGCGGUAGCAAUGAUGCGGCCAAAAGCAUGCCAGUUCCUCGGAGAGAGGAGGCUUACGUCACCAUGUCCAGCUUUUACAAGACCCAGUGAAGGGUCUUCUAGGUCUUAAGAUCUUUCCAAGGCUGUUCUCUCUCAGAACUUUUGUACACUGAUUCAGAAGCAUUACGUUUCCACUGCUGCUCACGUCUGAUGGAUCUGACAAAAAAAUCUGAACCGCGACCACAGCCAGCCCUUAGAGGAAAAACCACUGUGCCUGGACCACACAAACAACUGACCACAGGACACCAUUAGUGUCUGUGCCUCACCAAUCCAUUUACUUUUGGAAACAAUGCAGAUGUGGUCUCUGUGGCAGGCACAGAAGAGCGCUCUAUCAUCUCUCUGCAAGGCAAUGUAUUGGCGGUGCAACCUUCAGCACAGGAGAUCAUCUUGGUCACAGGCUUUUCUGCUCCUCUCAGUGGUCACCAAGAGGCUGCUAUGAAACCAGCACGCUGCAAUAUAAAAAAUCUUCAGAAUAUUUUUGUGUCUUGACUUGUGUGUAUUUAGGUUGUCCUUAUUCCAGUUUGUUUUACAAUGUCAUUAGAAUUCUAUCAUGGAAUUUCUAGAGAAAUUGUAAAAUGUCGUGUUGGAAACCUCCUAUUACUGACUUCAUAAUAAAAUCAAAGUUGGGAUGUACUCAGGCGGUCAACUAA
Messenger RNA from Scleropages formosus (Asian bonytongue), 1928 nucleotides. It is a transcript of the gene il7r, whose product is annotated as interleukin 7 receptor. Gene Ontology annotation, biological process: cytokine-mediated signaling pathway; positive regulation of receptor signaling pathway via JAK-STAT; hemopoiesis. The record is from RefSeq and is a predicted model, not a curated record. Gene Ontology annotation, cellular component: external side of plasma membrane. Bases 91 to 1329 code for a protein of 412 amino acids. NCBI's taxonomy places the organism in Eukaryota, Metazoa, Chordata, Actinopteri, Osteoglossiformes, Osteoglossidae. The transcript has 8 exons. Gene Ontology annotation, molecular function: protein binding; cytokine receptor activity.